Sinocyclocheilus rhinocerous is the source of this 759-nucleotide messenger RNA. Its product is annotated as calpain-2 catalytic subunit-like. NCBI's taxonomy places the organism in Eukaryota, Metazoa, Chordata, Actinopteri, Cypriniformes, Cyprinidae. The transcript is spliced from 2 exons. Gene Ontology annotation, cellular component: cytoplasm. Gene Ontology annotation, molecular function: calcium-dependent cysteine-type endopeptidase activity. Gene Ontology annotation, biological process: proteolysis. The coding region runs from base 251 to 565 and encodes 104 amino acids. The record is from RefSeq and is a predicted model, not a curated record.
AGAGCGUGAAGCUCCGCUUCGAAAAAGACACUGCGUUCUGCUUCUUUUCCGCUGUGCUGCUGCGGCAUCCAGCUGUUUUUAAACGCAAAAAGAACAUAGAACGCGUUCUGUGCGUGUGUGAACCGCCCAAAAAUUACAGGCUUAGGACCACGCCUGUCCUAGAAGGAGGAGUGGGUUAAGGCGUAAGUGUAGACAUUUUUCAGUCACACUUUACAGCUGCAAAGGAGCACAGGGCAAAAAAAGUUAGAAAAUGUCCGGCGUGGCAUCCACACUCGCCAAGAAGAGAGCCGAGGCGGCUGGCUUUGGGACGAACGCCAAUGCGGUGAAGUACCUGAACCAGAACUUUGAGAGUCUGAGAAGCGAAUGUCUGAGCCGCGGAGAGCUGUUCUGCGAUCCAAGCUUCCUAGCCGCUCCCGAGUCUCUGGGCUUCAACGAACUCGGUCCACGAUCGUCAAAAACCAAAGGUGUUGUGUGGAAAAGACCUGGGGAACUGACCUCCAGUCCUGAGUUUAUUGUUGGAGGGGCUACAAGAACAGAUAUUUGCCAAGGAGGUUUAGGUAAGUAAACGCCCCUGCUAGGUGCAGUUCUAACAGAUUUAAAAGUCCACAAGGUGUUCGUUAUGCGGAAUGGCAAAACGCAUGUGAGAUUGACCAAAUAUGUCUUGCAUUUUAUGAAGCUCUCUUGGAAUUGUUCGUAUUCUUUUUAACUUUAUUGGGAAAUCCCCUCUAAACAUUUUAAGGAGCACACCCAAUGAGUAUU